Anopheles marshallii is the source of this 3585-nucleotide messenger RNA. It is a transcript of the gene LeuRS, whose product is annotated as leucine--tRNA ligase, cytoplasmic. The transcript has 3 exons. NCBI's taxonomy places the organism in Eukaryota, Metazoa, Arthropoda, Insecta, Diptera, Culicidae. Gene Ontology annotation, biological process: leucyl-tRNA aminoacylation. The coding region runs from base 1 to 3585 and encodes 1194 amino acids. Gene Ontology annotation, molecular function: aminoacyl-tRNA deacylase activity; leucine-tRNA ligase activity; ATP binding. The record is from RefSeq and is a predicted model, not a curated record.
AUGGCAACGGCGAUGGCGAACGAACGGAAGGGAACGUUCAAGGUGGAAUACCUGCAGAAAAUUGAACGUGACAUCCAGCAACGUUGGCAACGGGACAAGGUGUACGAUGUGGACGCUCCGAAGGAACCACGCAAGCGGGACGAUGAAAAGUUCAUGGUUACCUUCCCGUACCCCUAUAUGAACGGACGGCUUCAUCUGGGACAUGCAUUCUCGCUGUCGAAAGCGGAAUUUGCCGUACGGUAUCAGCGGCUCAAAGGCAAGAAGGUUUUGUUUCCGCUCGGUUUUCACUGCACCGGAAUGCCGAUUAAGGCGUGUGCCGAUAAGCUGAAGCGUGAAAUUGAGUUGUACGGUUGUCCGCCCGUAUUUCCGAGUGAGGAAUCGAUCGUAGUGGAACAGCCAGAAGAUCGGGACGUCGUACCGAAGGAUAAGAGCAAGGGCAAGAAAAGCAAGGCGACGGCAAAAGCCGGCUCGGCAAAGUUCCAGUGGCAGAUAAUGCAAAGUCUUGGUUUGGCCGAUGCGGAGAUUGUGAAGUUUACCAACACCGAUCACUGGUUGGAGUAUUUCCCACCGCUGGCUAUACGCGAUCUGAAGGAGCUCGGUACUCACAUCGACUGGCGGCGUACGUUCAUCACGACGGAUGCGAACCCAUUCUAUGAUUCUUUCGUACGGUGGCAGUUUAAUCAUCUGAAGGCACGUGGCAAGAUUAUGUACGGAAAGCGCCAUACCAUCUUCUCGCCCAAGGAUGGUCAACCGUGUAUGGAUCACGAUCGUUCCUCUGGCGAGGGAGUUGGUCCGCAGGAGUAUACGUUGAUCAAGAUGAAGGUGAUAGGUAAGCUGCCGGCGAAGUUAUCGUCCGCGGUGGGCAAGCGGCCAGUAUAUUUGGUGUGCGGUACAUUACGUCCAGAAACCAUGUACGGACAGACAAACUGUUGGGUACAUCCCGACAUCAAGUACAUCGCGUUCGAAACGGUCAAGCAAGAAGUAUGGGUGUGUACGCGUCGAGCUGCAAGAAAUAUGUCCUUCCAAGGAUUUACCACCGUCGAGGGUGAGCUGAAAGAGCUGACGGAACUCACUGGGCAGGAAAUUAUGGGCCUGCAGCUAUCAGCGCCACUCACCUCGAAUAAGGUGAUCUACACCCUUCCGAUGCUGUCCAUCAAGGAGGAUAAGGGAACUGGUAUCGUAACUUCGGUUCCGUCCGAUUCCCCAGAUGACUACGCGGCCCUGGUUGACUUGCAGAAGAAACAACCGUUCCGGGAAAAGUACGGUAUCACGGACGAGAUGGUGCUACCGUUUCAACCCAUCCCGAUUAUCGAUGUACCCGGUUUGGGUAAUCUGUGCGCCGUGUACGCAUACAAUAAGUUCAAGAUUCAGAGCCAAAACGACCGCGAAAAGCUUACGGAUGCGAAGGAGCUGGUCUACCUGAAAGGAUUCUACGACGGAGUGAUGCUGGUUGGGGAGCACAAGGGCAAAAAGGUACAGGACGUGAAGAAAGACCUAAAGCAGCAACUGAUCGAACGGAACGAAGCGGAUGUGUACUACGAGCCGGAAAAAACGAUCAUGUCGCGAUCGGGCGAUGUGUGUGUGGUGGCACUCUGCAAUCAGUGGUAUCUAAACUACGGCGAGGAAGUUUGGCAAAAGCAAACGACGGAACAUCUACGCACGAUGGAACUGUUCCACGAGGAGGUAUCGCGCAACUUUGAACACUGCCUCGAUUGGCUGCACGAGUACGCCUGCUCGCGUACGUACGGUCUCGGUACGAAGCUUCCGUGGGAUCAACAGUGGCUCAUUGAAUCCUUGUCGGAUUCUACCAUCUACAUGGCGUUCUACACGGUCGCCCAUCUGCUUCAGGCCGGAUCUUUCCGGGGAGAGAAACCAAGUCCGCUGGGCGUUACUGCCGCGGAUAUGACACCGGAAGUGUGGGAUUAUAUUUUCUUCGCCGACGCGAAACCUCCAGUACAGAGCCGCGUCAAACGCGAAACUUUGGAGCAGUUGAAGCGAGAAUUUAACUUUUGGUACCCGGUUGAUCUGCGUGUUUCCGGCAAGGAUCUGAUCCAAAACCAUCUGACGUUCUUCCUGUACAAUCACGUCGCGAUCUGGCCAAAGGAACCGACCAAAUGGCCGAAAGGCGUCCGUUGCAACGGUCAUCUGUUGCUCAACUCGGCGAAAAUGUCCAAAUCGGACGGAAAUUUCCUCACGCUCUAUGAAGCGAUCGCAAAGUUCAGUGCGGACGGUACGCGUUUGUGUUUGGCAGACGCUGGAGAUAGCAUCGAGGACGCAAACUUUGUGGUAGCCAAUGCGGAUGCGGGCAUCCUGCGACUGUACACCUUCAUCGAAUGGGUCAAGGAAACGCUCGCCUCGAUGCCACUGCUUCGUACAGGGCGCGAGGAUCAGUUGUGUACCGAUCGGGGCUUUUCGAGCGAAAUAAAUCUACUAACGCAACAGACAGACGAGUACUACCGGAAGAUGAUGUUCAGGGAAGCGCUGCGGACAGGGUUCUUCGAGUUCCAGACGGCUCGUGACAAAUACCGUGAGCUGUGCGUCACGAACGGUAUGCAUGCGAACCUGGUGAUGAAAUUCAUACAACGACAGGCACUGCUAAUUGCUCCGAUCUGUCCCCAUGUGGCUGAGUUUAUCUGGUGUGAUCUGCUAGGCAAAAAGACGUCCAUCCUGCACGAGUCAUGGCCAACGGUCGAUGUGAUCAACGAGUGGAAUGUGAAAUGCUACGUCUAUCUGAAGGAAGCGGCCCAUUCGUUCCGUGUGGCACGGAAAAAUUUCACCCAGCCGAAGGGAGGUGGUGGCAAGGGCGGUGCUAGCAAGACACUGACCGGGAAACCUAUCGGUGCUACGAUCUGGGUGGCGAAAACAUGCCCACCGUGGCAAUCGUGCGUGCUGGACACGAUGCGCGAACUGUACGAGCGUCAGGGCAAUGAAACACUGCCGGACAACAAGAUCAUUGCGACCGAGCUAGGCAAGAAAGAGGUGCUGAAAAAAUACAUGAAGCGUGUGAUGCCUUUCGCGCAGAUGAUACGCGAGCGUGUAGAAGCGGUCGGAGGGCCGGGGAAACAGGCAAUGGAUGUGAUGAUGGAUUUCGACGAGCACGAUAUACUGAAGGAAAACUACACAUAUCUGUUCAACACGCUCGAAGUGGAUGUAUUAGAGUUCAGAUACACGCACGAAUCGGAUACACCGGAGAAGACGCGCGAGGAGGUCCGACCCGGUGUACCGUUUAUCGAAUUCAAGGUUCUACCGUUCGUGACGGUAACAUUCGAAAAUCCGGUCGAACGGUCCGGCUUGUUUACGGUCAGUAUGAAUCUGUCAGAUAAAUGUACGAGCAAAUCGUUGAAGGAGAAGGUUGCGAAGCAGAUUGGCUUUAAAGCUGACCUGUCGGCUUUGGAAAUUAUGCGAUAUGAAGAUCCGAUACUGGGACCGCGCAGUCUACCCACGUUUCAGGACUACCGGUCUGGCAAGGUGACCAUCGAGGAGGGAGAUUUAAUGGUGGAUAUGGAGAAGCAGCAAGUUCUGCUUAGCAAUCACACCAUCAAGAAUAUGAACAUCGGUACGAAUUUUAUCUACGUUAUCAAUUGA